AUGAAUAACGACGAACGAACGAAUGGCCCCAGGCGCCCCUCCCCGCGAUGGGGUCCCGGGGCUCCUCCGGGAGGGCGGGAGGCGGCAGGGGGCGCUGCUGGGGGAGGCCGGCUCCCGGGCCCCUCUAGCCCCGGCGGGAGGAGCCGAGGGGCGCCCCACUUCCGCUUCCGCUUUCGCCGCUUCCGGUGCCUUCGUCGCCUCAGACGGCUGAGGGACGGCCGGCCGGUCGGUCGUCCCGAUGGACAGGAAUCCAUCGCCGCCGCCUUCGCGGUCGUCCCGGCGGUUGGGGAGGGGGGCGGGGCCGGCGCCAUCGGCCGCACCGUCUACAGCAAACGCUGGCUCUUCGGCGUCCUCACCGACCUCAUCCAGGUGGUCAGUACAGAAAAUGCCAAAGGCAACUCAGACGAAGAGGAGCAACGGGCGGAGCUCGACGAAGAAAUGGAGAACGAAAUUUGCAAAGUGUGGGACAUGUCGAUGGAUGAGGAUGUAGCUUUAUUCCUCCAGGAGUUCAAAGCCCCAGAUAUCUUUUUGGGAGUCCUGGCCAAGUCCAAGUGUCCUCGACUAACCGAAAUCUGCGUGGGGAUUUUGGGUAAUAUGGCCUGUUUCCAGGAGAUAUGCGUGGCGAUAAGUAACGACGAGAACCUCGGGCAGGUGUUGUUGCACUGUUUAUGCGAUUCGGACGCUCCCACUCUGCUAGAAACCAACAGGUUGCUGCUGACCUGCCUCUCCCAGCCGGAAGUGGCCAGUGUCUGGGUUGAAAGAAUCCGGGAGCACCCGUCCGUCUUCGUUAGCGUCUGCUUCAUCAUGUCCAGCUCUACCAAUGUCGACCUGCUGGUGAAGGUGGGUGAAGUGGUGGAUAAGCUGUUCGACCUGGACGAGAAGCUCAUGUUGGACUGGAUCAGAAACGGGGACGCCCAGCCCCCCGACCAGUCCGCGGGGGAUGCCGAAGAGCCCCCGGUCUUUAAAAUCGUGCCUUGCGUACUCGAAGCCGCAAAGCAAAUUCGUUCUGACAACCCAGAAGGCCUGGAUGUUUACAUGCACAUCUUACAACUCCUCACCACGGUGGACGAAGGGAUCCAGGCCAUUGUGCAGUGUCCUGCGGCGGGAAGCGACGCCUGGAACCUGCUGUACGACCUGGUGCUCAAUGACCUGUGCCAAGCCGAUGACCCGCCCAUUAUCAUUCAAGAGCAGAAGACGGUGCUGGCUUCCAUUUUCUCCGUGCUGUCCGCCAUGUACGCCUCGCGGAUGGAGCGGGAGUACCUCAGGAUUGAAAAAAGCUUGCCUCUUGUCGGCAGCUUGAUUCGGGUGUUACAAAAUGUGGAAGACUGCCAGAACAGCGCAGAGAACGCGACCGAAUCCGACCCGGGGGAGCCCGAGAGGUCCGAUGGCGGCGAGAUGGACUUCCAUUUGAAAAUCCUGAAGGACGUUUCCUGCGAGUUUCUUUCCAGCGUCUUUCGGGACCUGACCAAGGAGAACGUAGCAGAGGGACUGAAGCGGGGAUAUCUCAGUAAACGGAAGUGUUCCUGCGCCUUGAAAAAUCUCCUUCCUCUCUACAUCACCGAGGUGGAAACCUUCCUCAAAGUCCUGCAUGAAGCUGACGAGUCCCUCGCGGGUGAACUGAUGGGAAACUUCCCGAGUUUGAAGGUCCGGACCUAAGACCGGGAUUGGAAUUUCCCCUCCUAUAGAACAAGACUUUUGUUCCUUCCCAGGCUAUAGAAAGUGACGCAUGGACCCGGAUCUUAUGAGGUAAAAGUCAAAGUGAAGAAGUAAAGAGAAGCGUUAUCUAGAACUCGACCGGUUCAUCUGAGCCCAUCACACAUCCUUGUCUCGCUCAUACGUGACAGAAGUUAGGAGCAAGAAAUUCACCUUUUUUCCUAUCGUCGUGAAUGUCACUGCUCUCGCCGUCAGUUAGUCUCUCGUUUGUGUUUAUCACUUUGUCGUGUCAGAACGGCGCUGAUGUUUUAGAGGGGGUUGGGAGAGAAAUUGUUCAUCACGUCUACUUCUUAAGCCCUGUGUUGGAAUUUUAAGUUCAAGAGACUGCUAGCCACUGCGGGGGGUAUCUUUGUCCAAGCUUGGAUCGUUUCUGUGAGUAAAAUGUAAAAGUUUCAACAUCCCGAGCUGCAUCGAGAGGGAAGCCGCCAAGCUUCGAUCCAUCGCGGUUGGAUGUUGAGCCAGGUUUUCAGCGCUAUCCCUGCGCUAGAAGUGGGAACUUUGAUAAAUGUCCACUGGCGAGAUUCACCCUCUUCAGACCGUUCCCGGUCGCUGAAGUGGAGCAAAUCAUUUGCCUCAAGUGAUUUUGGUUAUUCGGGAUGAAUUUGAACAGUUCUAAUAACUUUAGGUAACCACAUCAUAGCUGCUGUCGGUACAUUACCGUGUUCCUCGAUAAAUUCAGUACAACGCCACCGAGUUUCGGCUGGAGUGGUGGAAUUCUUCUGUAACUCCGGUCUUAGAGAUGCGUAUAAGGACAGCAGAGCUAGUCCCUGUUCCUUUUGGUAUCCGGAUUUUGUUUAGCCCCUGGCUCAUUUGUGGCCUGUGAUUUCCUCAAGCGACCACCCGUAUGGUUAACGAACUGAUAACGGCGUUAACGGGGUGGCCGGGGUGGAAGACGUGCGGCUUGUCUUUUUAAUCUUCAGGUUUUUCAGGUCGUCGUCACAAGCGGCUUCCGCGUCUCCCCGUGGGCUCUGAAUUAGUUGCAUUAUGGAUGGCCCCCCAAGUCCCCGUCUGUAGCUUCCUCGUCGGUUUUAUAUGCCGGUAUAGUCGUUUGCUCCACCGGUUAGGGGAGAGUAGUUAUGAAACAGUUUCGGUAUCUAUUUUUGUACGAUGUUGAAAAAAUUUCCCAAGCCCGUAAAUUGAAAUAAAGGUAUGUUUUUUGGAAAGGUA
This is a messenger RNA of Tachyglossus aculeatus (Australian echidna), 2880 nucleotides long. It is a transcript of the gene SAAL1, whose product is annotated as serum amyloid A like 1. Lineage: Eukaryota; Metazoa; Chordata; Mammalia; Monotremata; Tachyglossidae. Bases 1 to 1656 code for a protein of 551 amino acids. The record is from RefSeq and is a predicted model, not a curated record. The transcript has 13 exons.